Molecule: messenger RNA, 1701 nt
Organism: Sphenostylis stenocarpa
Lineage: Eukaryota; Viridiplantae; Streptophyta; Magnoliopsida; Fabales; Fabaceae
Source: the annotation of a GenBank genome assembly
AUGGAAAAGAAAACGACAAUGGUCUCUGCUGUUUCUCUAAUUCUCGUAGUAGGUGUUGCCCUAGGGGUUGUCGCUUUUGUCUCCACCGGCGAUGAAGACCCCAAUGGCGACACCACCGGUCACGUGACCACCCACGCAAAAGCUGUGCAAGCCGUGUGCCAAAACAGCGACGACAAGACGUUCUGCAAAGACACUUUCGAAUCCGUCAACACCUCAGACCCAACCGCGUACGUUAAAACCGUGGUGAAAAACACAAUGGAGAGCGUCAUCAAAGCUUUCAACCUAAGCGACACUCUCACCGUCGAAAACAGCAAGGGAAACUCCAGCGUUAAGAUGGCCCUUGAUGAUUGCAAGGACUUGUUGCAAUUCGCCAUCGACGAAUUACAGGCCUCCGAGAUUCUAGUCAGAGAGAACAACAUUAACAACAUCAACGACCGCGUCUCCGACCUGAAAAACUGGAUUGGCGCCGUCGUCGCAUACCAGCAGUCGUGUCUCGACGGCUUCGAUACGGACGCCGAGAAGGAGGUGCAAUCGAAGUUGCAAAGCAAAGGUUUGGACCACGUUGGGAAGUUAACGGCGUUAGCGCUUGACGUUGUGUCUAGCUUCGCGGAAAUACUCUCAGACUUCAAUUUGGAUCUCACUACCAAGACUACGUCUCGUCGUCUUCUCGAUGUGGAGCAAGAUGGGUAUCCGUCGUGGAUGUCCAAGCCGGACCGGAAGCUCUUAGGGGAUGCGAAAAAAGGAGAUGCGAUUCAACCUAAUGUGGUUGUUGCCAAGGAUGGUAGUGGCGAUUAUAAGACUGUUUUGGAUGCUGUUAACUCCUACCCUAAGAAACAUCAAGGCAGAUACAUUAUCUACGUCAAGGCUGGUACCUAUGAUGAGUACAUAACCGUUGACAAAAAGAAGAAGAAUCUUCUAAUCUACGGCGAUGGCCCCACCAAGACAAUUAUCACUGGUAAUAAAAACGUAAAGGAUGGUUUUAAGACAAUGAGAUCUGCAACCUUCUCGACGGUUGGAGAAGAUUUCAUUGCAAAGUCUAUAGCAUUUGAGAACACUGCUGGCGCGGCGAAACACCAAGCAGUGGCGCUGCGCGUGCAAGGUGAUCGCUCGGCCUUCUUCGACUGCGCCAUGCACGGUUACCAGGACACGUUGUACGUCCACGCGCACCGUCAGUUCUACCGCAACUGCGAAAUAUCCGGAACGGUGGAUUUUAUUUUCGGGUACGGCACCGUCCUGAUCCAGAACUCGAAGAUCGUUGUGCGGAAGCCCGAUCCGAAUCAGCAGAACAUAGUGGUGGCAGACGGUACGGACCAAAAGAACAUGCCGACAGGAUCGGUGCUGCAGAACUGCGAGAUCGUGGCGUCGGCGGAUCUAGAACCGGUGAAGAAGUCGUUUAGGACGUACUUGGCGAGGCCGUGGAAGGCAUAUUCGAGGGCCAUCUUCAUGGAAAAUAGGAUCAGCGAUAUGAUUCAUGCAGAUGGCUUUCUUCCAUGGAAUGGGGACCUGUACCUUGACACCUGUUUCUUUGCUGAGUAUGCGAACACUGGCUUGGGUGCCGAUGUAAAAAGUAGGGUUAAGUGGGGUCGCGGGACCCUUAGCAAGGCUGACGCUACCAAAUACACCGCUAACCAAUGGCUCCAAGCCAACGCCUGGCUCCCCGCCACUGGCGUGCCUUUCAAUCUUGGCUUCGUCAAAGCUUGA